ACAUCAUCAAUUGCCUCCAUGCUUUCACAAAGUGCGCACUUCCCCCGGCCUUCGCGGCGUCGCGGCGCAAAACUAGAAGUGUCACGUGCUUGCUUGGAAGAAAACGGUUAUCUAAUCUGUGCUGGCGACAAGAAUGACGCGGUCGGAGCCAACAGCCCUAGGCAUCUUCCGCGAAGCUAGGUGGAUGACGGCUACAUCACCCGCAACAAAGUCCAAAGCCAUGCCCCCUUCAAGCUCCAGAGGCAGGCAACCGCGCAAGUGGCGCGCACUUGCCUGGAGGCACGCUGCUUGCCACUCUCCAAAGAAGUUCCUGCUCUCGCAAUGCAAGCACACCUCAGCCAAAGAAGGCUUAACGAGCGCCAACUACGUGGUCAAGCAGCGGAUGCAGAAAAAGCUUGGCAUGGCCUUUGGUGUCCUAAGCCAUCACUCGGUGGCUCAAGCUGGCGACAAGUUCAUCGAAGAGUGGCGCAUACCGAGGUCAUUCAUGGCGCAGCUAGCUAAAGAGUGGGCCUGA
Molecule: messenger RNA, 514 nt
Organism: Dermacentor andersoni
Lineage: Eukaryota; Metazoa; Arthropoda; Arachnida; Ixodida; Ixodidae
Source: RefSeq, a predicted model, not a curated record